Messenger RNA from Exophiala dermatitidis NIH/UT8656, 2232 nucleotides. RefSeq lists its product as uncharacterized. NCBI's taxonomy places the organism in Eukaryota, Fungi, Ascomycota, Eurotiomycetes, Chaetothyriales, Herpotrichiellaceae. The transcript has a single exon. The record is from RefSeq and is a predicted model, not a curated record. Bases 1 to 2232 code for a protein of 743 amino acids.
AUGGCCGACCGCGAAACUUCACCUACUCUCAUGGCUUCCUCAGCGCAGCGCAAGCCACAAAUGUCUAUCACGCUGCCUCGCAACUUCGCUCCUCUACGACUCGAUGCCGGGGACGAUCCUAAAACACCGGACCAGACUUUCGCAGAGCUCAAACUACCGCCUCCGCCCCGUCAUUCUACGUGUCGCAUUCGACGCACAAGGAUCGACAUGGAUGGUUUCCAGACGCGCAACAACGCUCUACCGGCCACCCUCUUCGCUUCAGACAUUCCUAUACCUUCCAGCGCCCGAUCCAUUCGAACGCAAUUCGAUUUGGAUGCAGACAUCCCAUUGCCGUCGGUUGAAACCUUCCCUGCGCAGUCAAGACCACCCUAUACCCAUAGCCUUACAGACCCCUCGCCUAGUACGCGACUCACGCUAUCAGCGCUGCAAGAAUCACAGCUUCCACGGACCCCGGUGGCCCAGACGAAGGUGGUUGCAGCCGAAUACAAGGACAGUACAUGGGAUAUGCAUCGCUCGUCCUCCGAAUGUUCCAUCCGUUCCGACUCAUCUCAAUCGUCAUCCGAAACCUUUACUACCCGACCAACAUCCUUUGAUGGCAGCGCCACGAGUCCCGACCUCGACUUGCAGGAUCCGUUCUGUCUGACCAAGGUCAACAUCAUCCCGGACACUCCGUCAAGAACAAGCAAGAAGCUACGAAUCAACCCACUCAUGUCGAAAGCGAAUGUUCGGUGGAGUAUUGAAAUGGACAAUCAUCUCUUCAACGUAUAUCAGAUGUAUCUGGCAGACCCGACGGUGACCCCCUUCAAGACGGUGCCUGGCAGCAUUCCACCCACCGGAGUCUGCCAUCGAGUUGCUAGAAGAGCCAAAGAAACGUGGCCCAGGGCGAGCAGGAUCUCGAAGCCCAUCAUCCGGAGAUACAAAAUGCGCAAUGUCAUCGAAAAUCGCAACUUCGUCAGAGACAAGACUCCCGAACCCAAUGACUUCCUGCGGACUGACCACAGCGAGGGUGCAAGGGCUUCCUGGCCGUCAGAAUCCGCCACGAGAAGGCGUCUGAAACAAUUAUGCAAGGAGAAAUUCACCAUCACUGCGCACUAUCAAAGACUUCGCGAGUCUAGGAGUCCUUCCCCAUUCUACGAGCAGUUCACCAGGCGACCGUCCCGGUCGCCGUCCAUGUCCCGACAAGCUGACCCUGAAGCAAGCACAACAUACGCCACCCGAGAACUUGGUAUUUCCCUUGUUGCCAGUGGAGCAACGGCGCCCUUGGCUCAACUUGUGACGGGCGUGUCACCGCCUACUCAGCAAAUGUCGGACGAUUGGUUCAACACCCCUAUCAACCACUCGGACGCUAUGGCCGUCUCAACUCCUGCAGGUCUAGGAAUUCAGACCCAGGCCGACAAGCUAAAGGUAGCGAGCAAUAUUCCGCGCCUCGCAUCGCCGUUCAACUACAGCACUUGGAAUGGAUCCAGUAAUGCCAAUCCUAAGCACCGCCGACACAUUACCCAUCACCAGUUCGAAACCAUUCAUGCAACGGGUUCGAGAUUACUUUCGCCGUUCAAGUUAGAAACAGACGCUUCUUUUAAUAACAAGCGACGUGCGCAGCAUAAUCUGGAGGAUGAAUUGAGUCCCAGUGGGAGCAAUAUCAGUAACAAGCUCGGGGCGAAUCUCAACUUGGACAUCCCCACUCCGACCACGUUUGAGCCGCAGCAAGCCUCAGUUCGUCCAGAAUUGGUCUUCACGGGUGCCGGCGACAUCAGUCAGCGGCGAAUCCGUGUUCGGAAUAGAGGAGCUACAUUGGGCUCAGUAAACAGCAGAGACCACAUUGAGCGAUUGUUUACGCCUCCGACUUUGAACACACCUGGCACAGACGAUUCGAGCAUCCCUCCUGUGCCGGCGUUACCACCUUCUCUCACAGCACUGGCAGGUUCAAAUUCUACUACUGGUGUCUCCUCUGGACUUGCGCCUCCCGAGCCCGACUCGACGCAAAAACGGCUUGGAAGCCCUUUCGAGCUCGAUCCGUCUAGAAGAAGCUACCGCGCAAAGAAUUCGCGACAUGUGCCGAGCAUGAGUGACCCGUUUAUCAACACCAGCGCUUUUGCUUCGGCCACGCCCAGUCAUGGACAUACCAGUAGUAUGAGCAUCGGAGAGAGGUUGGCCACGUUCGAUCCUUUUCACCCAAGCCAUUUUCAGAGACGGGCGUCGUCUUCAGCGCCGACAGACGAUCCUUUCACCUGA